This is a messenger RNA of Naumovozyma castellii, 915 nucleotides long. RefSeq names its product Gtr2p (gene GTR2). Bases 1 to 915 code for a protein of 304 amino acids. NCBI's taxonomy places the organism in Eukaryota, Fungi, Ascomycota, Saccharomycetes, Saccharomycetales, Saccharomycetaceae. The transcript has a single exon. The record is from RefSeq and is a predicted model, not a curated record.
AUGCAACCUUUAGAUACUCUAUAUUUAGAGUCGACAUCCAAUCCAUAUCUAGAACAUUUUUCCACCCUAAUUGAUCUUGCAGUAAUGGAAUUGCCAGGGCAACUAAAUUAUUUCGAACCAAGUUAUGAUUCUGAGAGACUAUUUAAGAGUGUUGGGGCAUUGGUGUAUGUUAUUGACUCACAAGAUGAAUAUAUGAAUGCUAUUACAAACUUGGCAAUGAUUAUGGAAUACGCAUAUAAGGUUAAUCCUGCAAUUAACGUCGAAGUUCUUAUUCAUAAAGUGGAUGGUCUAAGUGAGGACUUCAAAGCCGAUGCUCAACGUGAAAUAAUGCAGCGUACAGGGGAAGAACUGCUUGAGUUGGGAUUGGAUGGGGUUCAAGUAUCCUUUUACCUAACUUCCAUUUUCGAUCAUUCCAUUUACGAAGCGUUCUCUAGGAUAAUUCAAAAACUAAUACCGGAAAUAUCUUAUCUAGAAAACAUGCUUGAUAAUUUGAUUCAACAUUCGAAAAUUGAUAAGGCAUUUUUAUUUGACAUAAACUCCAAGAUAUAUGUAUCUACUGAUUCAAAUCCCGUUGAUAUCCAGACUUAUGAAGUAUGUGCUGAAUUUGUGGAUGUAACAAUUGAUCUUUUUGACUUAUAUAAAACGGCAGGUGCCAGAAAUAAUUCCAAGGCGAUUAAAAACAAAGAAACAACCCCAGAAUUAAAGAAUGUUGCUCAGUUAGGGAACGAUCUUAUAAUAUAUUUGAGACAAAUGAUACGAGGCCUCGCUCUUGUUGCAGUGAUUAGACCUAAUGGAACGGAUAUGGAAAGUUGUUUAACCGUUGCUGACUAUAAUGUUGAUAUAUUUAAGAAGGGAUUAGAACAGAUUUGGAAGUCUUCUAGAGUAACGCCUCAAGAGGAGUCAAUAAAUUCAUAA